AACCGUGUAGACGUCUUCGCGAUUCCUUUGAAAUAGAAAAAAAAGUCCAUUGUCUUUGCCGCGGAUUCGGCGUGGGAAAAUGGCGCGCGUUUGAAAUUCGAAUUUCGAACUGGUUUCGUGGCUAUAUUUUUUUAUGUACAGCUACAUCCUUUAUAAAAGUACAUGAUGUAUCAUUAGGUCACGGAAACUGCUGAUUCUGCUAUUUUUUUUUGUAAAUAUCUUUAUCGUUUUAGAUAGAUCCCAUUAAUUAUAAGACCCUAUUUGAUUUUCAAUAAUUAUUUAAUAAUGGCGACAUAUAAAUAUAUAAAAGAGUGAGCAUGUUAGUUGGUUUUACAUUAAACAUGUUGUGUAUACUAAUUUUGUGCCCGGUUUUGCUCGUGGCUGUCCAGACACUAACGAUUGACUCACAGCUGGGCACAUCUAUUGAAGAUUGCUUUGAAAGAAUAUCCAUUGGCGAACAACUACCACCUAGCGGCAUCUACCGUAAUGUCUCAGAACUUACAACGCGCGAGUGCGAGCAAAUCUGUAAACAGGAUAAACAAUGUCAGACAUACGAUUACGGAGUUGGUGCUAAAGGCAACGCGACUUGCAACUUAAGUGAUAGAAGCGAAAAGGAACUAAAAGAGCAAAAUCUACUUCAACGGCAUCCAGACUACGACGUCUACGUAAGGAGAAUCCAAUGCGAACAAUCACCCCCCACUCCUAUUCAAGGUCAAUUUGAUGACCCUGACGCUGGCCCUGGGGGAGUGCCAGCUCACCGGCCAGUAUUUCGUCCAGACGAAGACGAUUUCAAAAGACCCCUUUCUGAUGAGUUUCCUGGUGAUUUAAGACCUUACGAAACAGCCCGGCCGCCAUAUUUAAACGCUAAACCAGGUUAUCCUCAAAUUAGUAACGAUAGACCAGAUGACUAUAGUAGUUCUAAACCAGACAAUGAUGUACCUCCAAGUUACGGUGAUCACAAGCCUCAAGAUAUACCAUAUAAACCUGAUAAACCUUACCAUAAUCAGCCUCAUCAAAAGCCAGAUCCAUAUGAUGUUUUGCAGUUUCAAGACCCAUACAGACCAGGCCGUCCUCCAGAUCAUGGUUACUGGAGGCCAGAUCCUCACUAUCCAUCGCAUCCUGGAGACGAUAUACCAGAUUUAUACGGUCAAAGGCCUGUAAGACCUAAUAGGCCCUACGAUUUUCCUGUAGGGCUUCCUCCUUAUCAUCCAGAAAAACCUGAAUACCACUACAUAAUUCGUCCAAACAGAAAGCCAAGACCUCAGGACGAUAACGGAUAUGGUUUUAGACCAAAACCACAGGAUUAUCCGACAAAACCUGACCUGUAUGGACAAAACGAUAUUGGUCACCCGUCAGGUCCAAUAGGUCCCCCAGAUAGACCUCCUAGACCAAAUCGACCACAUUAUGACUAUCCCUACAGACCGUAUGACAGACCUAGUUAUUCAUACAAUAGUCAGUAUGCCAGUAGCUAUGGCCAAAAUAGCCAUGACAACUCCAUAUAUUUGGAAAUUUUUGAUCCACCGAGACCGUACAAACCUUAUAAACCAUUGAGUAAACCAGAUCACGACUAUGGUCCAGGCGGUUAUGGACAAGAUAUUGGAUAUGGUGUCCAGGGUUACGGAUAUGGUAACAGUCACAGCCAAAGUUCAUAUUCACAGUCACAUAGCAGUCAGUCGCACUAUGGAACAGGUACUAUUACUGAGAUUGACCAUGAUAAUAAUUAUAUUCGACCACCUCAAGAUGCUGGUUACAGACCACAGAAACCUCAUUACGAUAAACCUGGUUAUGGCCCAGCUCCUGAUUACGUUAUGCCAUCUGGCGGCUAUGGAGUACCAUCAAAACCAAGUCAACCUGAGAAACCGUAUGGUAGCAACCAGGGAUAUGGAAGUCAAAGUUCUUAUAGUGAUAAUAGUCAAAGUGAUCACAGCACUAGUCAAGCGUAUGGUAGCACUAGUGAAUCUUAUGGUAGUAGCAAUUCACCUUCUUAUGGCAACCAGGACAAUUAUGGCAGUAAGCCCGGGUAUGGAUUGACGACUACACAGAAACCAAUUUAUGGUUAUAAUAAACCAGAUCAUGAAAAACCUUAUAGUAGUAAUCAUGGCUCUUAUACAAGUAAUAGUCAAUCCUAUAGUAGCACUCAGGAAGAAUACAAUAGUCACCAUUCGUAUGAAACUAGUCAAUCAGGUUAUGGUAUCAAACCGUCUUACACAGAAGAAAAGCCAUAUGGUAAUAGGCCUUCAUAUGGCAAUAAACCUUACGAUGAUAAUAAACGUCCACCUUAUGGUAAUAAUAGACCGACAUAUGAUGAAAAUCGACCCCCGUUUAAUGAUAAACCGAUAUAUAGUGACAAACCGUCAUAUAGUGGUAAUAGUCCUUCAUAUGGUGAGAAACCUUAUAACGAUAAUAAACGUCCAGGUUAUAAUGAUCCCCGACCACCAUACAGUGAUAAUCAAUCGUCAUAUGGCAGUAAUAAACCUUACAACGAUAAUAAACGUCCAGCGUAUGGUGAUAACGAUAAUCAGCCAUCGUAUACUGGUAAUAAACCUCCUUAUAAUGAUAACAAACCUACUUACGGUAGUAAUGAUAAUCCACCAUCAUACGGAGGGAAUAUACCAUCUUAUAAUGGUAAUAAACGCCCAUCAUAUAGUGAUAAUAAUGACCAGCCGUCAUAUGGCGGUAACAAACCUUCUUACAAUGAUAAUAAGCGUCCUUCUUAUGGUGAUAGUGAUAAUCGACCUUCAUACGCAGAUAGUAAACCACCUAAUGAUAAUAAACGUCCGCCUUAUGGAGAUAACCGGCCUUCUUACGGUGAUAACCCGCCUUAUAGUGGUAAUCGACCACCUUACGGUGAUCGCCCGUCUUACAGUGAUCGUCCGUCUUACGGUGAUGACCGUCCCGACCCUGCAUAUGAAGGUGGUUCAAAUUCAUACGAUGGAUCAGGUUAUGGUGACUACAAAUAUACGGGUCACAAGAAACCUGGUUACGGGAGCAGACCAAAUGGAACCGGUUAUCCGCGACCGGAUAUAAAACCGGUGUACGAGUAUGAAAUGGAUAGGCCGAUGAAUGUGCCAAGCUAUAUUGUGAGGCCGAGUGGUGAUGUGGUCACUUCGAGACCAGUGACAAUUGGUGAUUACGGUGAACGAGGUUACCAUGGACCAGGGCGGAUUUCUUAUAAGGUUAAAGCGUGCGAAUUUGCGGGAAACAACUUGUCUUAG
Galleria mellonella (greater wax moth) is the source of this 3215-nucleotide messenger RNA. RefSeq names its product adhesive plaque matrix protein-like. Bases 318 to 3215 code for a protein of 965 amino acids. Lineage: Eukaryota; Metazoa; Arthropoda; Insecta; Lepidoptera; Pyralidae. The record is from RefSeq and is a predicted model, not a curated record. The transcript is spliced from 4 exons.